Messenger RNA from Thunnus maccoyii (southern bluefin tuna), 3582 nucleotides. Its product is annotated as dehydrogenase/reductase SDR family member 13-like. The coding region runs from base 1292 to 2248 and encodes 318 amino acids. NCBI's taxonomy places the organism in Eukaryota, Metazoa, Chordata, Actinopteri, Scombriformes, Scombridae. The record is from RefSeq and is a predicted model, not a curated record. The transcript has 5 exons.
UACGGUGCAUACUUUGGCUACAGUAAAUGAGCAAUAACCUGCAAGAUGUUGCAGAAAUGACUACAAGCGUAGGGGUUCGAGUGUGUCUGUGCAACGAGGGCCAUUGUCUCAUAAUCUAUCCACGAUCAGAAUACACCUCUACCACAGUGUGACUGGCUUUCUCUGUCAGGGACAUGACACUGGAUCAUCUGAUUUCUUUUGUUGGUUUUAAAAUAUUAAACGAGUCAUAUACACUUACACAUUAUUAUUUAGUGCUGUUUGUGAUUAUUGUUGUUAUUCUUUUUGCAUGUAUGUGUUCUGUUUUAAUUAUAGCACUGGACACUAUGUAUUAAUGCUUGUUUUUCUUAUCUUCUGCUCUUACAACUUGAAUUGUGUCCAGUAUCAGUGCACUUUGGACACAGAACAAACAUGCAGGUGAGAAGCAGCUCUUAUUGGACCACUCUGUAUCAGUCAAUGUUACUAGAUUCAAAGACUAUGAAAUUACCAUCCAGUCCUGUAAUCAUCCAGCCCACGUAAUAUACAUACAUUACAGAUACUGUAAGCACCUGGUUCGAAUCAAUGGCUGCAAACUCUAACAGGUACAGUGUUACUCCACUUGAGGCUUUCUCUUCAGUUCUGAAGGAUAUUCUUUAAUUUGACUAUUUAUUAUUCAUUUUCUUCUUUCCCACCUCUGUUAUGCCAAUAAAGUUCAAUUAAACAUUACUGAAAGAAAUGUGUCCCAUUAUGGUAAUCAUUAGACAAAACAGUAACGAGUAAUUUAAUCACAGAGAAAACACAAUCAUUAUUUUAUUUUGAAGCAUGAUCGUUCACAAAACAUUGCAAGGUUCAAAUCCCUGUCUGUGACGCAUUCUAUAAAAUCACUCUUUGAAACGAGCUCAGAUUGUAAAUUGGUCAGUAGAUUCUCUUUCACAAAUAUCACAUCUAAUUUUAACUUGAGGUAUUUGGCGACAUCUGCUGGUUCAGCAACGCUGAACAUGGAAGCCCAACCGGAAGUGAAUUAAGUUGUCGGAAUUUGAUUUAUCCUUCAAAACAAAUCCUUUAAUAUAUUAAUGUCAGUAAAAUUUGAUUUAAUAUAUAUUAUGCUAUAUUGAUUCCUUUAUCAAAAACUAUGUGUCCACGCAUUUAUUUUUUAACACAUGUCGGCACUUUUAUCAUAAAAGCAUAAACGUCUUAUGCUUAACAGACGAAACGUUUGAUUCGCCUUGAAAAUAUUUUAAUUUGAAAGUCCAAACCGGAACAAAGCAUUGAUUCUGGCAUGCUAGCUUAACGUUGCCACUAGUUGACAGCAGUGAUGUCGGUGCUGCUUUGCUUCGCAGCAGGGGCUGUUGCCUUUUAUGUGAUAGUAUACUACGGAGUGUUCAGGGGAGCGAGAUGCUCAAGUACAAUGAAGCUGGCGGGGAAAACCGCCAUUGUUACAGGAAGCAACACGGGUAUCGGUAAGGCCACGGCUCUGGAUCUGGCCAAGAGAGGAGCCAGGGUCAUUCUAGCCUGCCGCAACAAGGAGAAAGCUGAAGCUGCUGCUUUUGACAUCCGCAGAGAGAGCGGGAACACUCAGGUGGUGUUCAUGCAGUUGGAUCUGGCAAGUUUCAAGUCUGUUCGCAGCUUUGCUGAAACCUUCCUGAAGACUGAACCCAGAUUGGACAUCCUCAUCAACAAUGCAGGUGUGUUAGGCGCUGGACGCACUGAGGAUGGUUUCGGCGUGGCGUUUGGGGUGAACCACCUGGGUCACUUCCUGCUCACCAACCUGCUCCUGGAGCGACUGCAGCAGAGCGGUUCCAGUCGUGUGGUCACCGUGGCUGCACUUCUGCACCACCUUGGCAACAUUGACUUCCCUCUGCUGGCUUCCAACAAGGAUUUAGUGUCAGGCCAGUCUACCUGGCAUAACUUUAAGGCCUACUCCAACAGCAAGCUGUGUAACGUGCUCUUUACCAGGGAGCUGGCCAACAGGCUGGAGGGCACCAGUGUCACCUGCUACAGCCUCCACCCAGGGGUCAUCUACACAGAGCUAUGUCGCAGUAUGAGCCUGUGGCAGCAGCUCCUCAUGAUGCCCUUUGCCAAGCUCUUCUUCUUGGACCCUGACGGGGGGUCUCAGACCACCUUGCACUGUGCCCUCCAGGAGGGCAUUGAGCCUCUCAGCGGACGCUACUUCUCUAACUGUGCACUGCAGCAGGUGGGAGCCAAGGGACGAGACGAUGCCCUGGCAAAGAAGCUGUGGGAAGUGAGUGAGAGGUUAACCAGUUUAUCAUAACAGACUCAAUCCAGACGCUCCAAGGACUGUAUGACCGCUCUGUGCCUCAUCAUAGACCUCAACAAUUAUUCUUACUGGUCUCUGUGUUUAAGGGCUGAUUUAUUACAUGAGGUGGAGGAGCUUUUGAAUAAUGAUAAACUAUCAUAGAAGCGUCGUUUGUGUGUGUGUGUGUGUAUGUGUGUGUGUGUGUAUAAUGUUUGCCAAUUUUCCACAAGUAGAUGUCAUUAUUGCACUUGUGGUUAAACCACAUUUCUCAUUGCAAUACAUCUAUGGAUGUUCUCCAGCUCUGAUUGUUAUCAGUUACACAUUCCAGGCGGCCACAAUGGCAUACUAAACACAAAAAUAAACACAAGUAUGAUUUAUGUGAUAAUAUACCAUGGCAGGUUAGAAACCAGUAAUAUGGAAAAGUGUCAAUCUAAGAAAGGAAAUCACUGAUCAUUAACAGAUAUGGUUGAUAUAUUGAUGAGUUUCUUCACUUGCAGAAUGAAUUACAGUGUUAAAUGUUUUUAUACUCUUAUUGCAUCAGUGCAGCUCAGGAUAACAUGUGGUGACUCUCUAAAUUAUGACUCAGUGAGAUGAUAACUUGAAAUAAAAAUAAACCCAAGGUUGCCUUUUACAAAAUAAAAUUUCUUUCUUUCACUUUUCAUUUGCACAUCAUCAUGAUUAGUAACUCAUGUAGAGGUGAAAGGUGAAACACUUAGUUCAUGUUGAUAAUGUUAUUUGAAUGAGCUUGGCAGUAAUAUUACUAACAAGUGAUCAUGAAGCUGGUUUACAUGGUAGUGAGGGGGCAUGUCAUUCUUUCAGCAUCCAAGUUCAAGAACUAUUGAAUUUUAAUAACUAUGGUGGGCAUUAUAAAUUACAUCUGAUAUAGUUUUUGAAUGUUAUCAUAAUCUAUUUGAAUGGUGAAGUACUUUAUCAUAAAACAAUGACAUGUUUCUCUGGUUUUCUGUGGUAGGAAGUGCUCUUCAUACUCUGCUGUUGUGUUUGUUGUGGGAUGUCAUGGGGGGGGGGCAGGUGUGGUUUAACCAUAUCAGUGCAGCUCAUUUUGGUACGCUCUUCAACUGUUAUCAGUCACAAAUCCCAGCUAUUCUAGUAAAUAUGCCUCUCAAAACUACUAUUUAACUGUACUAUGUAAUCAGAACACCUGCAGGAGUUUGAAUUAUAGGGGAAAUGAUCAUGACAAUUAAAUUGGGUGUUUAUACACUGUUAAUUGUUUGUGCUGAAGUUUAUGAAGAGUGUGUUCCAUCAGUUUACCACAGUGGAGAUAAAUGUGGAUCAGCUUCAUUCAGUUUGAUAUGGCUGAAGUCAAAAUAAAAUUCCAUUUUGUAUCCUGA